Molecule: messenger RNA, 909 nt
Organism: Spea bombifrons (plains spadefoot toad)
Lineage: Eukaryota; Metazoa; Chordata; Amphibia; Anura; Pelobatidae
Product: olfactory receptor 1-like
Exons: 1
Coding region: 1-909 (302 amino acids)
Biological process (GO): G protein-coupled receptor signaling pathway
Cellular component (GO): membrane
Molecular function (GO): G protein-coupled receptor activity; olfactory receptor activity
Source: RefSeq, a predicted model, not a curated record
AUGAAUGACUUCCAGAUUUUAGCAUUUCCCAACCGUGUAGAAAAGUAUAACUUCAUGACCAUUAUGUUUCUCUUGAUAUAUUUGAUCGGAGUAAUGGGGAAUGUGGUUAUAAUUACAGCUGUUUUGGUAGAUUCUCACUUACACACUCCUAUGUAUUUGUUUCUUUGUAACCUGUCCUCGGUGGACAUUAUUUUCACCACAGUAACUCUGCCGAAACUGAUGGACAUUUUAUUAUCUGGAAAAACCUUGGUAUCUGUCACGCAAUGCUUCACCCAGUUAUAUUUUUACCUGUUUGCAGCUGGUACGGAGGAUAUAUUGUUAUCUUGGAUGGCCUACGAUCGUUAUGUUGCUAUUUGUAGCCCGUUACAUUAUCAACUUAUCAUGAACAAGAGGAAAUGUGUUCUCCUGUUGUCCGGUACCUGGAUGUGUGGGUGUGUGAAUGCUUUGUUUUUGACUCUUUCAGCUUCUCAGCUGAUAUUUUGCCAUUCUAAAAAGAUACAUCACUUUUUCUGUGAUAUUAAAGCCCUGCAAAAAAUCUCUUGCAAUAAUGCUAAUUUCUACAUUAUUGUCUAUGUGGAGUCAACUGUACUUGGCAUAUGUCCAUUUCUGCUCAGCUUGACAUCCUAUAUUAAAAUAAUAAUGGUUAUUCUAAGCAUUAAAUCCCAGAGUGGUAGAAGAAAAGCCUUCUCCACCUGCACGUCCCACCUCACCGUCCUUAUGAUUUUCUAUGGAAUGGGAAUGUGUAUGUACAUAAAUCCACCAGCACGGAAUGCAGAAGAACAGGACCAAGUCUUCUCUGUGCUCUAUGCAGCAGUGACUCCAAUGUUGAACCCUCUGAUAUAUAGUCUGAGGAAUAAAGAGGUAAAGGGAGCACUGGGGAGGAUUAUUGGGAAAAAAGCUUGUGUAUAA